AUGAAGGUUGAAGCUCUCAUGGGAAGAAGUGAUGAAGCAAUAUUGGGUUUUGAGAAGGUGUCAUCCAUCAUUCUUCAUGCUCGUGCGGUUGAUCCAUAUGUUGUUACAUACAUGGAUGAGUACCCAAUGCUUUUAAAGACAAAAUCAGAUAACUCCAAGCUAAACAGGUUGUUGCAUGAAUUGCUAAAUAUUGAUCCAGCAAGAGGAUCAAUAUUGUCAGUGCUGUGGGAUAGGAAUGAUGAUAAAGGUCGAGCUUUAUCUUAUGCAGAGAAGAGCCUCCGGAUUGAUGACAGAAAUGUACCUGGGUACAUUAUGAAGGGUAAUUUAUGUUUAUCAUUGAACAAACGAGAAGAAGCAGAUGGAGCUUUCAGAGCAGCACAAGAGUUGAGGCCUGAUCUUCGCUCCUAUCAAGGGUUGGUUCAAUCUUAUUUGACACUUUCCAAGGCAAAGGAUGCACUUUAUGCUGCUCGGGAGGCAAUGAAGGCCGUGCCUCAAUCUGCCAAAGCUUUGACAUUGGUUGGUGAUGUACAUGCAAGUCAUUCUGGUGGAAGAGAAAAGGCAAGGAAGUUUUAUGAAUCAGCACUUGAGUUGGAGUCUGGUUACCUUGGAGCUGUCUUAUCCUUAGCUGAUCUCCAUGUCAUUGAGGGACGAAAUGGAGAUGCCAUCUCUCUCCUUCAAAGGUACCUCAAAAACUGGGCAGAUGAUUCUCUCCACACCAAGCUGGCACAAGUAUUUGCUGCAAGUAAUAUGCUGACAGAAGCAUUAUCCCAUUAUGAAGAAGCAUUAAGGAUAAACCAACAUAAUGAGGCUGCGAAAAAAGGUCUGCUACGUAUGGAGAAGCAAAUGAAGGGGUUGGAUCCUGAUGACCCUGAUGAUGAUGAAGAUAAUGAAGUUGAAGAUGCUGAAGAUCCAGAAGAAGGGGAACUUCUAUUGAGAGGAAUCCUGUUAGCCAGCCAUCUGCCUGUUGGGGACGUUCCACAAGAUACCAUGUAUGGGAUCAUACUAUCCUGUCCAAGGAUGUAUGUAUGAGGUCUAACCUUGAAUGGUUGAGGAUGGUUUGGACUUCUAAUCAGAGCUUCAAUUCCACAGAGCAAGUUCAUGGCUGAAAUUGAUUCACCUCGUCUCAACUUGGUUCUGCAAGCUAAUGAACUGGACGUGGGCUGGCUGUAGGACUUCCAAGUCGGAGUAUGAAGAGUGCGUGUUU
This is a messenger RNA of Nymphaea colorata (pocket water lily), 1204 nucleotides long. Its product is annotated as anaphase-promoting complex subunit 7-like. Gene Ontology annotation, molecular function: protein binding. The record is from RefSeq and is a predicted model, not a curated record. The coding region runs from base 1 to 1029 and encodes 342 amino acids. Gene Ontology annotation, biological process: cell division. Lineage: Eukaryota; Viridiplantae; Streptophyta; Magnoliopsida; Nymphaeales; Nymphaeaceae. The transcript has 8 exons.